AUGGCAUCGGUAGAGGAAGCCUUAACGUGCAACGUCUGUGACAGAUCUUUCUCCAGUUUGAAACAGCUGUCCUCGCAUAAACAGAAGAAAAGGCAUUUUGGGUGCUCAGGAUGUGACAGCAUCUUUCCAUCACUGAUGAUGCUAGAACAUCACAAAGAAGAAUUUGAACAUUGGUCAGAUACAGACGAUGAUAUCCUGACAGACUCUGAUGAAGAAGAUACAGUUAUCAGUGAAGAAUGCGAGAGAUUGUUAUAA
This is a messenger RNA of Acanthoscelides obtectus, 255 nucleotides long. The record is from the annotation of a GenBank genome assembly. Lineage: Eukaryota; Metazoa; Arthropoda; Insecta; Coleoptera; Chrysomelidae.